CUACAUUGUAGAGAAGAAUAAAUGUAAGCUUUGUCGCUAGGACAGCCGUCGCUAAGAUUCCAUGAAACUCACACAGAAAACUGGAUCUGCAGAUUCCAAUUAUAGCCAACCAUCUUCAGACCUGUCUCUAGACGAGGAAAGAGAAGCGCUCCGUCGGGAGACAGAGAGGCAAGCGCUUACAAAGCUUGAAAAGGCUAGGACGAAACCAGUAACCUUUGCUGUCCGAACCAAUGUUGCUUAUGAUGGAACACUGGACGAUGAUAGCCCUGUGCAUGGCUGUGCCAUAUCUUUUGGAGUUAAAGAUUUCCUUCAUAUCAAAGAAAAGUACAAUAAUGACUGGUGGAUUGGAAGGCUUGUUAAGGAAGGAUGUGAUGUUGGCUUUAUCCCAAGUCCUGUUAAAUUAGAAAAUCUUAGGAUACAGCAGUCACAGUCCCGCACGGGUAAACUUUAUACUAGCAAAGCAACUUCAUUGGGAAACAUGGGUGGUUUAGUCAACGAUGUACUCGCUAAUACCAAGCCCUCAAACUCUCGGGGUUCUACACCUCCUACUCCAGGGUUUGAAGUCGAUCAGAACGGGCUAGAUACUAAUCUUGGUGAAGAUGGUGAAAGUGUCAACAACAGUAAACUGAGCAAGCCUAACAUCACCACACCUUCAGCUAAAGAAAAGAAAAAGCCUUUCUUUAAGAAGUCUGAGAAUAUUCCUCCAUAUGACGUAGUGCCUUCAAUGCGACCAGUAGUUCUUGUGGGCCCUUCCCUUAAAGGCUAUGAGGUCACAGACAUGAUGCAGAAAGCUCUUUUUGACUAUCUGAAGCACAAGUUUGAAGGAAGAAUAAUCAUCACUAGAGUGACUGCUGACAUAUCACUAGCCAAGCGGUCCCUUUUAAACAACCCAAGUAAAAGAGCAAUCAUGGAGAGAGCGAAUAAUCGGUCUUCGUGCUUAGCUGAGGUACAAGCAGAAAUAGAAAGAAUUUUUGAGCUUGCCAGAACAUUACAGUUAGUGGUGCUUGACUGUGACACAGUAAACCACCCUUCUCAACUAGGAAAAACAUCGUUAGCUCCCAUUGUCGUUUAUGUAAAAAUAUCGUCACCUAAGGUGUUACAGCGAUUGAUAAAGUCUCGAGGGAAAUCCCAGAGUCGUAAUCUUAAUGUACAGAUGGUGGCAGCGGAUAAAUUAUCACAGUGUCCUCAUGAAAUGUUUGAUGUCAUACUUGAUGAAAACCAGUUGGAAGAGGCAUGUGAGCAUCUCUACGAGUAUCUUGAGGUUUACUGGCGAGCUACUCAUCCACCAAUAAAAAGCCCAACUUCUAACAUCCAUAGACCAAUUCCAUCACCUAAACCAACCCCCAGAAUGGAAAACAGUGCUAGAAGUACUGGAAUGAUGCAUCACAGGAUACAGACUGACAGAUUACAAACACAACCUUCAGAACUGUCUUCAUCAGACCUAAAAUUACAAGCUGAACAUUACCAUCAUCUUCCAUCGGGAAGCCACAUUAAUGAUUCUCAUGUCACUGGAGGCAGUUACCAGGAUAUUAGGGCCUCAAAGAACGAGAUCACGCUAGGGAACGUGAAUGGGCACGAGAUCACGAUCCUUAUUACGAAGAGUAUGACAUGCAUGAUAGUAUGUUGAGGCAUAAGACAGAGUAUGGUGAACAACUCGGUGAAGACUUGAGAGAUUAUAACCAACAUAACCAUGGUGACAGAGACUACAACUUUCCCCAUUGAGAACAGAAGUACCCUGAACACACAUUGAAUGGGAUCUAGAUUUCACCAUUGUAGUGAGACUCAUAAUGUGUCUUCACUGUUUUUAACCAUUUCACUUGUAAGAUUUCGCAUGUUAUUUUAUUCUUUUUUCCAAGUACUUAAUAACUGUGGAGAAUGGUUGAUCAGCUGAAGAAAUUCGUCCAACUUCCUGAAGGUAGUGUAUGGCAGUUGUCGUGAAAUCUCAUUAUUUGUAUAGGUAGAAAUGUCAGCUGCAGUACGUAACUGAAGCCUAAUACUUUGAACAUAAUACUGAAUUUUAACGAGGCAUCUGUGCAUUCAUAAAUAAAAAAGGGGAGGAAGGUGUGAAUUAAAAUAUCACUAAUUUGAUAAGAAAUAUCUCAACUAGUUUGACUAAAGUAAACAAAUUAUUUAAUUUUUUUUUAAGACUAAACAUAAAUUACCUACUAUAAAAUAUGUAUAUAGCAAAUCUUGUUUUUCUUAUUCUGGAGAAAACAGAAUAUCCAGGUUUUUUGUAACUUGUGUAAAUUUAACCAGUGAAAUUCAUACAAAACAGUAUUUUGUGUAUUUGCUUGAUAUACUUAGUUGAAAGUAAGAGUUUAAAAUCAUUAUAUUACAGGUGCUUUGUUCAUGUAUUAACUAUUAGGUAAAUAUCUCCACAUAGUUUGUGGGGUUCAAAGUAAAUGACUUCUUUCCCAAGCAUCAAGCCACUCUAAAAUUACUUGAAUGGUUUAUAUCAUAUUCCUAUUUCAUAUUUAAUUGAUUAAUUAAUAAAAUAGGUGACUGUAGACUCCUAUAUAAUUAAUAAAAUGAAUACUUAAUUGCAGAAAAUAGAACAAAAAAGCAAGUAUACAGUAACCUUGAAACUUGCUGUUUUAUGGAUUUCUUUUAACAUCCAAGAGGAACUUGCUUGUGAUGGGAUAACAAUUAACUGGAUUAAUCUUCAGUAUGAAACAUCUUUUGAGGUAGUUUGUUAUCUUCUUAAAUUUAUGGUUAUUAUGUAAGAUUCUCCCGAGGUUAAGUUGUCAUGUUUCUUAUGUUGAUUGUUUUUAUUAUUCAGUUGGGAGUAAAGCUAGAAUAAUGUAAAUAUAUUCCCAAAGCAGUCUCCCAUGGAGAUAAAGCAGCAUAAUGAUGUAUCACUUCACAUAAGCUAUUUUUUUCUAAAAUAGAAAGAUGGUAUUUCUAUAAAAUGUAAAUGUUUGUUUGA
This is a messenger RNA of Limulus polyphemus (Atlantic horseshoe crab), 2926 nucleotides long. RefSeq names its product voltage-dependent L-type calcium channel subunit beta-2-like. The transcript has 12 exons. Gene Ontology annotation, biological process: regulation of voltage-gated calcium channel activity; neuromuscular junction development; chemical synaptic transmission. Gene Ontology annotation, molecular function: high voltage-gated calcium channel activity; protein binding. Gene Ontology annotation, cellular component: voltage-gated calcium channel complex. Lineage: Eukaryota; Metazoa; Arthropoda; Merostomata; Xiphosura; Limulidae. The coding region runs from base 62 to 1627 and encodes 521 amino acids. The record is from RefSeq and is a predicted model, not a curated record.